Triticum aestivum (bread wheat) is the source of this 5587-nucleotide messenger RNA. Its product is annotated as ribosomal protein S7, mitochondrial-like. Gene Ontology annotation, cellular component: mitochondrial small ribosomal subunit. The annotation marks the transcript as partial. The transcript has a single exon. The record is from RefSeq and is a predicted model, not a curated record. Gene Ontology annotation, molecular function: rRNA binding; structural constituent of ribosome. Gene Ontology annotation, biological process: translation. Lineage: Eukaryota; Viridiplantae; Streptophyta; Magnoliopsida; Poales; Poaceae.
UUUGAUGGUGAGCAAAAAGAAUUGAUCAAGAAAUUGGUAAACUUUUUCAUGAUCGAUGGUAAAAGAACGAGAGUUCGUGCUAUUGUUUAUAAAACUUUUCACCGCCUAGCUCGAACUGAACGCGAUGUAAUAAAACUUAUGGUUGACGCCGUAGAUAAUAUAAAGCCAAUAUGCGAAGUGGUCAAAGUAGGAGUCGCAGGUACUAUUUAUGAUGUUCCUGGGAUUGUAGCCAGGGAUCGUCAACAAACCUUAGCUAUUCGUUGGAUCCUUGGAGCAGCUUUCAAACGACGUAUAAGCUACAGGAUAAGCUUAGAGAAAUGUUCAUUUGCUGAGAUACUGGAUGCUUACCGAAAGAGGGGAAUUUCACGUAAGAGAAGGGAGAAUCUUCAUGGACUGGCUUCCACCAAUCGGAGUUUCGCGCAUUUCAGAUGGUGGUAAAGUGAUACCACAUAAGGAGCUCUUCCUCAUUCAGUCAUACUCAACAAAAGUAAGAAAUGUUUGACCCGGAUCCUUUUUUCAUCUUCAUAUAGAAAGAAAAUCGGCCUUCCUCAUACUCCCCCCUUCAUUCAUAGAGUUGGAGGAAUCCACAAGAGGCCUGCCCGUUCAUAAUUGCAUAAAAGAACCAUUCUUUUUAUGAAAACUCUUGUUCCAACCUCACCUCAGGUCGAAUGAAUACGAAAGGGGGAUCAAUCAAAUCAAUAAGCCAUGAAUGAAGAAGUAGUGGGCCUUUCGCCUUAUUUCGUUUGACUCGUGGAGCUGAGAAAUCUACUUCAAAGAGAGGGAAAGAGUGCUAGUCCGAAAGAACAAGCAAGGGAUGAGCGCACGGGAGCGAAAUCCGUUGCGCCCACGCGCAUACGUUUUCUUGCUGGGUAAUUUCUCAGAAAGUUUUUGUGUUGUUGAUUCCUAUUCCUAGGUGUUGUGCUUUUUCCCCUAUGCCGCCUAUUGGUACUAGUGGAGUAGGAUUGGCCUGUAAUACAGAACCUAUAGGUGGUGUAACCUUUCGCUCAAUACUCAAAUCUACAAUUGAAGCAUCUGAGGCUGCAUCAAUCGAGGAUACACGACAUAAGGAAUUGUUAGAUCUCCAAACUGAACUUCGCCUUCACCAAGCGUGGGUUUUCACUGGUCCUAACUAACGGUUGGCAAGCGAUCCCCUAUUCUGCAUCCCGAAGAUCAGACGGCCCAGAGCCGGAGCGAUCAUUCAAGCAAGUUACUCAGCUUGAGUUUUUCAGUCAAUCAAUAGAUUGUGCAGUUUCUUAGUCUUUUGGUCCACGUCUUCAUGACUUAUAGAAAGGGUUUCUUUCUUUUACAAGAUCAUGGAAGCUUCAGAAACCAUCCGAGAUCUUCUGGAAACAAGAAAUGUUGCAUCAAAGGGUUCAGUGGUCAUAUCAUAGUGAAAUCGAGUUUCUUGAUUUAGUCGAUAUCAAAUUCCCAACUUAGAAAUUCGAAAGGACUAAGAUUCUACUUCUUCCUCAAAUACUGGGAAUGUGGAUUCAAGUAUGAUAUCACUAUUCCACAGAUCUCAAGAAAACGAAUUGAACAAGUUUGAUGGCUGGAAGAAGAUAGGAAAUAUUCAAACAUGUAUUGCAUUUCAUCGAUCUCACCCUUUGUUCAGUGCCGCAUAAGUACUGACUUCUUGAACAGAUACCGGUACCGGUCAUGAAGGCUUCGCCCUUCUCAAGUCAAGUGCAGAAGCGAAAUCCGUUGAGCAAGAAGCCAGUGAUCCCACAACAUCAAAGUGAUACAUAUGACAUAUUGGAAAUUAGGCUUAGUUUGUAGCUGUGAAUAUAGUAAUGCACUUAUUUAUUGAUAAAUAUGUUCUUUCAAGUAGAGCAUACUCGGUAGAAAGGAGGUGGCGGAGCUGGGAAGAGGAUUAGACUUUAUCGAUUACUUGGACUUAGAGACCAAUUAUAGAAAGAAGACAGUAGCUGAGUGAGUUUUAUGGAUCUAGUUUAUGAGCAGCUUAACUAGAAAAGCAAGCAGAAGGAAUAGAAGAAUGAAAUGCAGAAAUAGGGGAAGGGCGGGUAGCAUUUUCAAAUGCCAGUUUGAGUGAGACAGUUUCUGUCUGGCCCCCCACUUUUAGGCAGUUCUUCCAUUCUGCCUUUGUCUUGCUCUAAGCUACCUGACUUCCUUCCUUUGUUCUUCCAUUCUACUUUGUAUGAUUCUGAUCAUCAGUUCUUAUCGAUCCCAUUUUAAGGAAAAAUCCUUAUGUUGGUAAAAUAUACGUGUUGAUCAAGGACAAUGAAGCAGCCAUGAAAAGAUUGAAGAACGAGGUAUGAUGAUUACUUCGGACUACUUUCUGUUCUUCAUGCAAAUGACCAUAUUUUCCGUCUGCAAUACAGGUAGAAGAUACUGAGUUGUUCAGAUGUUUACAGGAAAUCCAUGGGAAAAACUACCACAGCUUUGUAUUAAGCAAGCAGGUUCCAGUCGUUGGUAAUUUCAGGGAAGCCUACAUUGGCAUUGCUCCUGAGUUAGCCAAAGAGAUCGCGGAAGAAGUGGAUGUUAUCGUAAACUCUGCAGCAAAUACCACUUUUGAUGAGAGGUUCGUGAAGCUAUACUAGUCUUGCACCAAGGAUUGCUUCCAUUACUAAAUGUGUAAGUUCACAUUCCAUAGCAAGAAAAGUAUUGCAACUUGCAGGUAUGAUGUAGCACUAGACAUCAACACCGUGGGGCCAUUCCGGAUAAUGAGUUUCGCGCAGCGGUUUCGAAGACUGAAGCUCUUCUUGCAAGUAUCAACAGGUCAGAAUGCCAAAUAAGAGUUUCUUGUGGUCGAAAUCAAAUGGUAACCUGUUUCUAUUAAUCUCAAAAGCUUACAAACAAGCUUUAGCAGUAUGUUUGCAUGUCAUGUUUUUGGCCAAACAGCAUAUGUGAAUGGGCAGAGGCAAGGUUUGAUACUAGAGAAGCCAUUUUGCUUAGGGGAUACCAUAACAAAGGGGAUAGGUUCCUCAUAUUUUUCGGCACAUCAGAAUACCGUGUUGGAUAUCGAGGCUGAGAUCAAGUUGGCUUUUUACUCCAGAAGGCAUUCUUCUGCCUCUGCUUCUGUUACUCAAGAAAUGAAAGAGUUAGGUAGUCGAGGUAUUCUAGUAUUUCCCUGUUACUUUCUCAUGUCUGUAGAUACGAAUACACACAUGAAGUAUUUGAUUUGUGCAAUUUAUUUAUUCAUAGGGCCAAACUCUAUGGUUGGCAAGACACUUAUGUGUUCACAAAGGCCAUGGGCGAGAUGGUCAUCAACUGCAUGCGAGGAGAGAUACCGGUGGUAACAAUCAGGCCAAGUGUCAUAGAGAGCACAUGGAGGGAUCCCUUCCCAGGUUGGAUGGAAGGAAACAGGUAAAUGCUAAACCCAAAUCUGAGGUUGCGGAUGUCACAUAUAUAUGUGAUGCAUCCUCGUCUGCUUACCAGAUAAUGAGCUAUUUCCAGGAUCUAGCAGUGCGUACUAACUUUUGACGGGUUGAUGGUGAGGAUCAAGUAUAUGACCUAUAUUCCUCACUAUUAGAGGACUUCAAAGAGGAGAUUCCAUCAUAAUCUCUGGAAGCUAGUGUCAAGGAAGCCGUUAGCCGUCACCUUAACUGAAAGUUGGUGAAGAAGGUGUAUAUGCCUCUUGUCUAUGGUAAGACACAGCAUAGUGCAGCAGCGGACAUCCAGAAGGGGCUUGACUUCAUUAGAAAACGUGCUGAAAGCAACAAAGUGGCGGACAUUUUUUUUUGCAUUCUGGGACAAGAAAUUCCCAGCCAUUGCUAGGCUGAGCCAUGUUAGCAAAGAAUGGUUUCUCCAACAAUAUGAGGAUAAAUCCCUUACUAAAAUGGUAGUGGUCACAAACCCCUUCCGUGUACAAUUGAAAACAUUAACAAUACGAAAGCAAGAAUCAUCAUUUAUACUGGGAAUGCCUUCCUCUACCAAAAGAGAAAGAGUUGAAGAUAACGAAGGAAAGUGGGUGGAUACAAAACCAGUUCAUAUCACUUGUCUUUCUGGUCUUUCAGAAUCUCAUCGAAUACUAGUAAAUGCUUUCGAAGAGAAAAUAGAAGCACUAGAGAGCUCAAGUUCACUUCAUUCAUCACAAGAUGCAAAUGAGAAUCAAAAUGGAGCUAAUGAGGAAGAAAUCACUUCUACUUAAACUUUUUUGAGUGAAAUACCAACCAACACAUAAAGCAAUAACCAGAUAGAUAGAAUGAUAACAGGUAAUACGAAGAUAUCAACACAGCCGGAGUCACGAGGCUCGAUAAUGACCAAUGGGUUAGGAUCUGAGGAAGCUUAGUUUGGAUGAUGGAAUAUUCGCUGUUCUGAUUGUUGAGAUACUGCAAAUCCACUUAUCCAACAAUUUCAGUCCAUUUUCCUACUUUUUCUGCAAGGGGGGGAAAGCAUUAUUAUAUCCUUAAUAUGACUCUCUGUCACACGGAUGCUGCUGGGCUGCUACAAAACCCCUAUAGUCGAAAAAAAGAUCGAAACAGGGAUAAAACGUAGGAUAACCCAGAUCACUCGGACUAGCUGAACUCUCCAGAACAAACACAACCUAGGUGGUUUGACUAACGUUUUGGCACAUUAGACUAACCUAAGACAACUCCUGGCUACAUUCAGUCCUAUCGAGAUACAAGCUGUUACCAACCUGAUACAACGCAAGUCACAAGCUUGACACAGCGAGAAUGGCUGCAACUGACAACUCCUGCAUCUGAGAUUGACAACUCUAGUAACAGAGAAUGACAACUCCUGCAACAGAUAUUGACAGAGCAUGACACUCUCAACUGAGCUCAAUCCAGCUGUGAACAAUAAACAACACUGAAAGUAAACAACACGGUUAUCACAAAACUUGGAUUCCGGAUUACAACACUAUAGGCAAUGAACCACCACUAACGGCCCAUAACGUUAGCUGAUAGCCGCUGACCGUGGAGUACUUGCCGAUCCAUCAGCGAGGACUGUAUCAUUUAGCGAGCUAAAAACUUAAGGAACAUGUAUGUGAGAGUUCCACUUUAGCUCCCUCAACACCAGGCGGGACGAGCAGCCCUAUACCACGUGUAGCCACACUCUAGUGUCCUUUUCUACUUAGUUGGACAGAUCACUUCAGAAAAUCGUAUAAAAAUCAAGCAAGAAAACGGAUGCGCUAACGCGCAACGGCUUUCGCGCUAGUUGCUCAAAAAAUCGUAUAAAAAUCAAGCAAGAAAACGGAUGCGCUAACGCGCAACGGCUUUCGCGCUAGUUGCUCAAUCCGUUGCUUGCUUCUCUUCUGUCUUGGAAAAGUGAGGAUUUCCUAUCUGAUCCAAGGGAAGGAAGAGAGGUGGAAAGUGUUGCUGUGUCAAAUCGAGAUUGUGUGGGUGUCCGCUCAUGUUCGACGCUAUCGAAAAUCAUGCAUUGGAUGGAUGCCCGGGCAUUGAGAAGGAAGGACGCUUUCAGAGGCGAAAGGCCAUGGGGAGAGAUUUUUCUGUGAUCCAUGGAUCUCCGAUCGGGAAACCGUAUCCAAGCUCCGUGGCUAGUCUGCGCUCUUUGGACUUUUCAAACUUAGCGAACUGAAACAUCUGAGUAGCUAAAGGAAGGAAAAUCAACCGAGACCCCGUUAGUAGCGGCGAGCGAGAGCGGAACAAGGGUUUUCAUCAAAAGAAAU